Camellia sinensis is the source of this 2199-nucleotide messenger RNA. RefSeq names its product ent-kaurene oxidase. Lineage: Eukaryota; Viridiplantae; Streptophyta; Magnoliopsida; Ericales; Theaceae. Gene Ontology annotation, molecular function: iron ion binding; ent-kaurene oxidase activity; heme binding. The record is from RefSeq and is a predicted model, not a curated record. Gene Ontology annotation, cellular component: endoplasmic reticulum; chloroplast outer membrane. Gene Ontology annotation, biological process: gibberellin biosynthetic process.
GAGAGGUGAGUGAGCCAGACCAGCACCCACUCAAAAUCCAAUUUGUGGUGUGGGUCGAAGGCCGAAGUUCUGUUAUGUUGUGUGGAGAGGGGGUGCUUGCCGUUAUCCUCUGCCGCUGGUCAUGCUGCCAUCUUGUCUUAAACACAAACCGGAUAUUCUAUCACCAUCCCCAACACUAGUAACGACAAAACCCAGGCCCUCUCCUUCGUCUUGUUCUUCAGGUAACUUUUGGGUAUCAAUCUCCAAAACUAUUCUUUCUUUUCCCCAAUAGAACCCAUACAUCACUCCCUAUCUCUCUACCUACUCAGACCCCACCUCCCUAAUAUAGAUAUAUAUAUAUAUAUGUCUAUUGCCUUUCAUUGAGAUCCAAAAAAUAAAAAAAUAAAUAAAAAAAUACAGAGGAAAACCCAUAAGAGAGAUUUAUCUCUUCCUUCUUUUAUCAAUCAACAAUGGCAUUAAUGGAUGCAAUCAUGGAUCUUCAAACACUGCCUUUGGGAACCGCCAUUGCGAUGGCUGGUCCCGCGGUUGCUCUUGGUGGCCUUUCACUGUGGUUGAUCAAAGGCUAUGUUUAUAACCAAAAGAGGAGAGCUUCUAAUCUCCCACCUUUACCUGAGGUACCGGGUCUGCCGGUGAUUGGGAAUCUGCUGCAACUGAAGGAGAAGAAACCCCACAAGACUUUCACCAGAUGGGCCAGGACUUAUGGUCCAGUCUAUUCUAUCAGAACUGGUGCCAACAUCAUCGUUGUCCUCAAUAACACCGACGUUGCCAAGGAGGCCAUGGUAACCAGAUUCUCAUCCAUCUCAACAAGAAAGCUAUCAAAUGCCCUAAAGAUUCUCACUGCUGAUAAAUGCAUGGUUGCAACAAGUGAUUAUGAUGAUUUCCACAAAACAGUAAAGCGACAUAUACUGACAAAUGUUUUGGGACCAAAUGCGCAGAAGCGACACAGGGGCCUCAGGGACACCUUGAUAGAUAAUGCUUCAAAGCAAUUCCAUGCUCAUGUGAAAGACUAUCCUCUUCAAGCUGUAUCCUUCAGGGAAAUCUUUGUAUCUGAACUUUUUGGAUUAGCAAUGAAAGAAGCUCUGGGGACUGAUGUGGAAUCUAUUUAUGUGGACGAGCUUGGAACCACUUUAUCAAGAGAAGAGAUAUUCAAGGUUUUAGUGAAGGACCCAAUGGCAGGUGCAAUCGAUGUAGAUUGGAGAGACUUCUUCCCAUACUUCAAAUGGAUUCCAAACAAAAGUUUUGAAAUGAAAAUCCAGCAAAUGGAUUUCCGUAGGCAAGCCUUGAUGAAAGCCCUGAUUAGGGAGCAUAGUAAACGAGUUGCUUCUGGCGAGCUUGCGUGGGAUUUAAACCAGGAAGUGAAUUCUUAUCUCAACUACUUGUUAGCCGAAGCAAAAACACUAUCAGAGAAACAAGUGGCUAUGUUGCUCUGGGAGGUGAUUAUUGAAACAUCGGACACUACUUUGGUCACAACAGAAUGGGCCAUGUAUGAACUUGCAAAGAAUCCAAAGCUGCAGGAUUGUCUCUAUCAAGAAAUUCAAAGCGUUUGUGGCUCUGAGAAUAUUACAGAGGAAAAGUUGUGUCAGCAUCCAUACUUGUAUGCGGUGUUCCAUGAAACAUUGAGAAAGCACAGUCCUGUUCCAAUAAUUCCUAUGCGAUAUGUCCACGAAGACACACAACUAGGAGGAUACUAUGUUCCUUCUGGGAGUGAGAUUGCUGUCAACAUUUAUGGGUGUAACAUGGACGAGAAACAAUGGGAGAAUCCUGAAGAUUUUAACCCUGAGAGAUUUCUUGACAAGAAAUCUGAUGUCAUGGAUUUGCACAAGACAAUGGCCUUUGGAGGCGGAAAGAGGGUGUGUGCAGGUUCUCUUCAAGCAAUGCUAAUUGCUUGCACUGCAAUUGGUAGAUUUGUACAAGAGUUUGAGUGGAGACUCAAAGAUGGGGAGGAAGAAAAUGUUGAUACACUAGGGCUCACCACUCAGAAACUUCAUCCGUUGCAAGUAAUUAUAAAGCCGAGAAAUUGAUGAUUAUGUAAUCAAACAUCUUAUUUUAUCUACAGUAUGUGGUGUGAGUUGGUGCUUUGGGGCUACUAAAUAAUUGUUCUUAUUUACAGUAUGAAUUUUCUUGGCCAUUUGGACAUGGCUCGAAUGUAAUGCAAAGAGUCCUAUGUUAUAAAUUUGAGUAUUUUACCUAGUGUUUCUA